Cinclus cinclus is the source of this 1559-nucleotide messenger RNA. RefSeq names its product polyglutamine binding protein 1 (gene PQBP1). Bases 264 to 950 code for a protein of 228 amino acids. Gene Ontology annotation, molecular function: protein binding; ribonucleoprotein complex binding. The transcript has 6 exons. Gene Ontology annotation, biological process: alternative mRNA splicing, via spliceosome. Gene Ontology annotation, cellular component: nuclear body; cytoplasm. NCBI's taxonomy places the organism in Eukaryota, Metazoa, Chordata, Aves, Passeriformes, Cinclidae. The record is from RefSeq and is a predicted model, not a curated record.
GGCUCGGGGCCGGCGACGGCUUCCGGGGGGAACCGGGGCCGAACUGGGGGAACUGGGACCGAACUGGGGUAACCGGGACCGAACUGGGGGAACUGGGGUCUUACUGGCGGAACUGGGACCGAACUGGGACCUUACUGGGGCAACUGGGACCGAACUGGGACCUUACUGGGACCGAACUGGGUGUGACCCCGGUGUGUUCCCAGUGUGACCCCGGUGCAUUCCCAGUGUUCCCAGUGCGUUCCCGGAGCGCUCCCAGUCCGGCCAUGCCGCUGCCCGUGGCUCUCCAGUCCCGCCUGGCCAAGCGGGGGCUGCUCAAGCACGUGGAGCCCGAGCCCGAGGAGGAGAUCAUUGCCGAGGACUACGACGAUGCCCACGUGGAUUACGAGGCCUCGCGGCUCGAGGGGCUGAUGCCGCCCUGGUACAAAGUGAUCGACCCCACCUGCGGCCUGCCCUACUACUGGAACGUGGAGACCGACCUGGUGUCGUGGCUGUCCCCCAACGACCCCAACUCUGUCAUCACCAAACCCGCCAAGAGGCUCAAGGGGAACCCAGGUGAGUCUGCCAGGGCUCCCAAAAACGCUGAGAGGGAAUUUGGGGUCCCUUUGCCCCCCACUAAACCUUGGGGUGUCCCCCCAGAGCCCGAGGAGCCCCCCGAGAGGGGCCACGAGAAGGAGGAGCCGCGCGAGCGCCGCUUCCACCGGCGCGAGGAGCUGGCGCCGUACCCCAAGAGCAAGAAAGGCAGCCGCAAGGACGAGGAGCUGGACCCCAUGGACCCCAGCGCGUACUCGGACGCGCCCCGGGGGACGUGGUCCACGGGGCUCCCCAAACGGAACGAGGCCAAGACGGGCGCGGACACGACGGCGGCGGGGCCCCUGUUCCAGCAGCGGCCCUACCCCAGCCCCGGCGCCGUGCUGCGCGCCAACGCCGAGGCCUCGCGCGGCAAGGACUGAACCCCGAAAUCCGGGACGCCCCCAGAGCUCCGGGGAGCCCCUCCGGCCCCGCUGCGAAGAAGCUCCCGACGUUCAGGAGUCGCCUCGGGGCUCUUCCAGCCUUGGGGGAUUUGUUCAAAUCCCUCUGGGUACCCCCAAAACCUCAGGAGGUUCCUCAGGAACUCCCAAAUUCCCCCGGGGUGCCCCCCAAGUCGUCCAGGGUCCCCCUAAACCCCGUGGGGCCCCCAAAGUCUGGAGGAUCCUCUCAAAUCCCUCCAGGAUCCUCCAACUCACCUGGGGACCCCCCAAACCUCCUGGGACCCCCAAACUCAGGAGGAUGCCCCCAGAUGCCUCCAGGACCCCCUAGUUCAUCUGGGGUUCCCCCAAAUUCCCACCCACACCCAAGGGGAUCCUCCCAAAUCCCACUCCAAAGCUCCUCCAAACCAUCCCCAACCCCCACAGCACCCCCAAAGUCCAGGGGUGCCCCAAAUCCCCCAGGAUCUCCCCCAGGCCCUUCCCCAACUUCCAGGACCUCUCACAAACCCCACAGGGUCCCCCCAAACAACCCGGGACCCCCCAAACCCCCCCCCCCCCCCCCUUUUGUUGCAAUAAAUGCAUCAUAGCCCCUGG